AUUUUUUUGUAUUUUAUUUUAGUUAGGCCACACUUGUUGUUUAAUUAUGCCCAGCAAAAAGAAGAAAUACAACGCCAGAUUUCCUCCGGCAAGAAUUAAGAAGAUCAUGCAGACAGAUGAAGAAAUAGGAAAAGUCGCUGCAGCAGUUCCUGUUAUUAUUUCGAGAGCUCUUGAGCUUUUCUUAGAGUCUUUGCUGACGAAGGCUUGUCACGUCACCCAGUCGAGGAACGCYAAGACGAUGACGACGUCACACCUAAAGCAGUGCAUCGAGCUGGAGCAACAGUUUGAUUUCCUCAAAGACCUGGUGGCCACGGUGCCAGACAUGCAAGGAGAGGGGGAGGAGAACCACACCGAGSGGGCAGGAGAAAAAGCCCCGCGGAGGGGAAGAAAACCAGGGUCUGGGCGCAAGAACGGAGGCACAGGCUCCAAAGGCAAAGAUAAGAAGCUGUCCGGCACCGAGUCCGAGCAGGAGGAGGACUCCGAAGACAGCGAGACGGACGGAGARGAGGAGGACGGCUCUCAGUCCAGCACAAACCAGCAGGCGGCAGCCGUGUUCCUCAGCUCAAACGCUCCCRCCCAGUUUGUGCAGAUGGGCAACGUGGUGUCGAUGGGCAGCCUGGCUCCAGCUCAGCCCCCGAGCGGCGUGGCCUUCGCCCCUCACCCCUCCAUGAUGAGCACCGCACCGCCGCCGCCACCGGGCCCCACGCCGCACACGCACGAGGACGAUGACGAUGAAGACUACGACUCUUAGCUCACACGCACGCACACGCACACACACACACAAACACACACACAUGCGUUCAGAUUCUUCGUAUUGAUCUUCUGGCGGCUGCUCCAACCAGCGAAGGGAAAGACUCUUCAUUUGCAGCCCGGUGACAGAAAAGCUGUAAGAGACGAAAACAAAACAAAACUUGUUGUAAAUUAGAUGUUUUAAUUUUUUUUUUUAAGAAUUUUAUUUUAUUGUAGAGAAUUGUCCAUCGCGGAUGUUUUUUAACAAGUCACUUGUUAGUUAAAAAGAAAAAAAAAAAGAAAAAAAAGGGCAGUUGUCACUGUUUUUUUGUUUUCUUUUGUUGUUGUGAGCCCCUGCAGACAGGAUAAGUGUAGUUUUUGUUGCAGUUUUUGUUUUUUUUUUCUCUCCGCACUUAGCUUUUUUUUUCUCAGUUCUCUAUAUAAUUAAUUUGUCAGAUUGACGGGGAAAUAAAUGGACGAGAGGCAGUUAAAGCCUUGUUGCAGCGUUAUAAUACCAAACAAGCUGAGAUGAGCUCAGGGGGGGUUUUGUGGAAGCAGGGCUGAAGGGGAACCCCAUCAUCAAAUUGUUGCAUCAUCAGGUUAGCCUUUAGCUCAUCAGUUGGAGAUCAACAAGCCAUAUUUUCUGUUUCUAAUUUUAAUUUACAUUUAUUUCUUCAUCGAGGGGAACUCCUCAGCAACAGCCCUGAUUUCAAACCAUGUCAGAUUUCAUUUGGUUCAUUAUUUUGACGCUAACAGCUGGAGCUUCACUAUUAAAUCAUAGGACCAUAAAUUCCCCUUGAACUGCUCACAGCGACUCGUUGGACCGUGUUUUAUUUUUGUCUCAUCUCAUUUUCAAAUCUGGCCACACACACCCUUUUUUUUUCCUCUUCUGUUUUCCCUCUUUUUUAUGUUGUUUUAAAUGACAGCAGACACGGGGCUCCUGUUUGCGUCAGUCUCAUGAAAUGGUUGCGAACAGACAGUUCACACUGUAUUGUAAACUUUUAAUGUUCUUUUUAUUUUGUAUGGGUGAAAUAAAGUUCUUAUUUCAAUAA
Messenger RNA from Austrofundulus limnaeus, 1781 nucleotides. It is a transcript of the gene drap1, whose product is annotated as DR1-associated protein 1 (negative cofactor 2 alpha). The transcript has 7 exons. Lineage: Eukaryota; Metazoa; Chordata; Actinopteri; Cyprinodontiformes; Rivulidae. Gene Ontology annotation, molecular function: core promoter sequence-specific DNA binding; RNA polymerase II general transcription initiation factor activity; protein heterodimerization activity. Gene Ontology annotation, cellular component: nucleus; negative cofactor 2 complex. Gene Ontology annotation, biological process: transcription by RNA polymerase II. The record is from RefSeq and is a predicted model, not a curated record. Bases 47 to 751 code for a protein of 234 amino acids.